AUGUCCGCUCCUCGUCACAACCGCAUUAAAACCGCUGUGGUCGUCGGCUGUGUAGUGCACCGUGCGUAUCGUUCCAUCAGGCUCCGCAACUGUGUAACUACCUUUAACUACGUCGCCGUCGCGUACUUCCUGCUGAGAUUUGUGGUCGCCUGUGUGACCGUCGGCUACGCCGUAGUUGAAUUGGUAUUUGGGAUAUGCCUAGAAGUAGAAAAUGAUGUACAGGGUUACGGUCCGUUAUUUUUACCAGCGGAUGGUGUUGCGAGGACUUACAACAUAGUCGACAGCAUGGGCAGCCUUAACAGCAACAGGAGCGACGGGGGCCACUGGGGCGGCAUGAAUUGCUGGGAAUGCUGGUAA
Messenger RNA from Acanthoscelides obtectus, 357 nucleotides. NCBI's taxonomy places the organism in Eukaryota, Metazoa, Arthropoda, Insecta, Coleoptera, Chrysomelidae. The record is from the annotation of a GenBank genome assembly.